UCGUCCGAAAAAAAUCUUUUUCUUUCUCUCAAUUUCUCUGUUUUUCUCUCCUUUUCAAUUCAAUCUUCUAAUUUCACCUGUCCACCAUCAUCACCAUUAUUAUUAUUAUCAUCAAGAUCAUAAUGGAUUCAAAGGAUAAAAUACUAAACUUGUUGUCGGUUUUGAAAAAAUAUUCAACAAACAUAAAUCAUUUGGAUUCAAAUAAUUUUCAAAAGUUAUUCAACCUGAUAUUUGAACAUUUUUAUAACAUUAGUUACGGAAAUCAACUUGUUAAUGAUAAUCAACAACAACAACAACUUGCUUUCACUAAUUCGGACAUUACACUUUCUUCAUCAAUUGGUUGUGGUGGUGGUGGUGAUGUCGUUGAUGAUGAUCAUCAUCAUAAUGAUGAUGAUGAUGAUGAUAAUAAUCAACUACGAAAAUUAUUAGAAAAUUCUACCAUAAACAACGAUGAUGAUAAUUAUUAUUUAUUGGCAAAAUUUUUACUGAAAUUUUAUUCAGAAAUUUUUCAAUUAAAUUUAAAAACAAAAUCAUUGAAAAAUCUACUAACAAAAUCUGAAUGGUCAGAUGAAAAAAUUGAACUGUUUAUUGAACAUUAUCAAAAAAAUUCUUUAAAAAUUUUCAAUCAACAAAAAUCACGUUCAUUUGAAUUAUCAACAAAAUAUUUAUUAAAAAAUUUAGAUCGUAAACUAAAAAUCCUAAGUGAUCAUUCGCAAACAUCAAAACCAAAAUUACCAUUAUGUGAAAUUAAUUUUCAAUUCAAUAGCAAUGAUGAUGAUGAAGAUUCGAAUAAUUUAAAAAAUUUAACAUUAACAUUUAAUCAUUCGGAAUUUGUUUAA
Dermatophagoides pteronyssinus (European house dust mite) is the source of this 839-nucleotide messenger RNA. RefSeq lists its product as uncharacterized. NCBI's taxonomy places the organism in Eukaryota, Metazoa, Arthropoda, Arachnida, Sarcoptiformes, Pyroglyphidae. The record is from RefSeq and is a predicted model, not a curated record.